This is a messenger RNA of Hordeum vulgare subsp. vulgare (domesticated barley), 4020 nucleotides long. RefSeq names its product protein Rf1, mitochondrial-like. The record is from RefSeq and is a predicted model, not a curated record. The coding region runs from base 189 to 2759 and encodes 856 amino acids. The transcript has 5 exons. Gene Ontology annotation, molecular function: protein binding. NCBI's taxonomy places the organism in Eukaryota, Viridiplantae, Streptophyta, Magnoliopsida, Poales, Poaceae.
UUCCGUAAAGAAAUACGAGUAUAAAUCAUUUUAAAUCACUACAUUUGUUUACAGAGUGAGUAUUUUGCAACACAAACAAUACUCGGCUCACUCAAACCAGCAAAACACGGCUCACCAUUUGCGACUCCAAAAUCCAAAUCGAAAGCUCUCUCCACCGCGUACGAACUCGACGGCCGUUGCCGCCGACGAUGUCGCGCAUCCGCCUCUGCCGCCGCUCCUCCUGCUUCCUCUGCCCAUCCUCCUUUACCUCGCCGAUUCAACGCCCCUGCUUCCGCCGCUCCUCCUACAUCCAGCCAAAGUCCGGCCUCCGCCUCCGCCACUGCUCCACCACGUCGAUGUCCCGCGUCCGCCUCACCACCCUCCCCUUCUUGGUCUCCCCUUCUUGGUCUCCCCGCGACGCCUUUGCCGCGGCCACAAAGCUUGGACGCGCAGGCACGCUCAGUCGAGACGACGCACACCACAUGUUCGACGAAUUGUUUCGUCAGGCCACCCCGGUCCCCGGGCGCUCCCUGAACGGCUUCCUUACCGCUCUCGCCCGUGCUACAUCCUCUUCCGCGUGCAUCACAGAUGGCCCCGCCCUCGCCCUUGCUCUCUUCAACCGCGUGUGCCGGGAGCAAGCCGGCCCGCGGGUGGUGCCGCUCACAGUCCACACCUACAGCAUCCUCAUGGACUGCUGCUGCCGCGCGCGUCGCCCGGACCUAGGGCUUGCCUUAUUCGGCUGUAUCCUCAGGACGGGCUUGAAAAUACACCAAAUCACUGCCAACACCCUCCUCAAGUGCCUCUGCUACGCCGAUCGUAUGGAAGAGGCUGUCAACGUGCUGCUUCAUAGGAUGUCCGAGCUCGGCUGUGUGCCUGAUGCCUUCUCAUACUCCAUUGUUCUGAAGGCCUUAUGCGACAAUAGCAUGAGCCAGCGGGCGCUCGAACUGUUCCAGAUGAUGGCGAAACAAGGAGGUGGCUGCUCCCCUGAUGUGGUGGCGUAUAACACGGUCAUCCAUGGCUUUUUUAACGAGGGCGAAACAGGGAAGGCAUGCAGUCUAUUCCAUGAAAUGAAGCGGCAAGGUGUUGUGCCCAGUGUGGCAACAUAUAACUCGAUUAUUGACGCGUUGUGCAAGGCCAGAGCAAUGGACAAGGCAGAGCUAAUCCUUCGGCAUAUGACUACCAAUGGUGCUCAACCCGAUACAGUGACAUAUACUUGCAUGAUCCGUGGAUAUGCCACGUUAGGGCGGUUGAAAGAGGCUGCUAAAAUGUUCAGAAAAAUGAAAAGUCGGGGUCUUAUACCAAAUAUUGUUAUUUGCAACUCGUUCCUGGCCUCCCUUUGCAAGCAUGGAAGAAGCAAAGAAGCUGCAGAAUUUUUUGAUUCCAUGACAGCCAAGGGCCACAAACCGGAUAUCGUCUCAUACUGUACUUUGCUUCAUGGGUAUGCCAGUGAAGGAUGCUUUGCUGAUAUGAUUGGUCUCUUUAAUUCAAUGAAAAGCAAUGGUAUUGCAGCCGACUGCCGUGUUUUCAACAUAUUAAUCCAUGCCUAUGCUAAACGCGGAAUGGUGGAUGAUGCAAUGCUCAUAUUUACGGAAAUGCAGCAACAAGGUGUGAGUCCAAAUGUAGUCACAUAUUCAACUGUGAUAUCAGCAUUUUCUAGAAUGGGUAGGUUGACCGAUGCCAUGGAGAAAUUUAAUCAGAUGGUUGCCAGGGGAAUUCAACCGAACACAGCUGUUUAUAGAUCCAUAAUUCAGGGCUUUUGUAUGCACGGUGGUUUGGUUAAAGCCAAGGAACUGGUUUCUGAAAUGAUAAACAAAGGUAUUCCUCGUCCUGACAUUGUGUUCUUCAAUUCAGUAAUAAACAGUCUGUGCAAAGAUGGAAGGGUUAUGGAUGCACAUGAUAUCUUUGACUUGGUUACAGACAUAGGUGAGAGGCCUGAUGUCAUUACAUUUACUUCACUGAUUGACGGAUAUUGCUUAGUCGGCAAAAUGGAUAAAGCAUUUAAAAUACUUGAUGCCAUGGAAGUAGUUGGUGUUGAGCCUGAUAUUGUUACUUACAAUACACUUGUUAGUGGCUAUUGUAGUAAUAGAAGAAUCGAUAAUGGAUUGACUCUGUUUAGAGAAAUGUUGUGUAAGGGAGUUAAACCUGAUACUAUUACAUACAACAUCAUACUGGAUGGGUUGUUCCGAUCCGGGCAAACUGUUGCUGCAAGGAAAAUGUUCCAUGAGAUGAUCGAAAGUGGAACAACAGUGACCAUUUCCACAUACGGUAUAAUACUUGGAGGUCUUUGUAGAAAUAAUUGUGCAGACGAAGCGAUUGUCCUGUUCCAGAAAUUAGGAGCAAUGAAUGUAAAGUUCAGUAUUACAAUACUCAAUACCAUGAUUGAUGCAAUGUACAAGGUUCAAAGAAAAGAAGAAGCUAAGGAGUUGUUUGCUGCAAUAUCAGACAGUGGGUUGGUGCCUAAUGAAUCUACUUACGCAGUAAUGAUAAGAAAUCUUCUAAAAGAUGGAGCAGUGGAAGAUGCUGAGAAUAUGUUUUCAUCAAUGGACAACAGUGCUAUCGUUCCCAGUUCCCGUCUUAUAAAUGAUAUCAUCAGAAUGUUGUUGGAGAGAGGUGAGAUAGCCAAGGCUGGAAAUUAUUUGUCUAAAGUUGAUGGGAAGGGUAUCUCACUUGAAGCCUCAACUACCUCAUUGAUGUUGUCUCUCUUUUCAAGGAAAGGGAAACAUCAGGAGGAUAUUAAGUUGCUCCCUGCAAAGUAUCAAUUUUUCAAUGGAUUUGGUUGACUACCUGUUACGCUGUAUAUGAACUAAUUCUUCGGAAAGCACGGUUAUGUUAUUGCUUGUGAAAGCUCUCCUGCCAGAACAACUGUAUAAGAAAUCCAAACUGCCUACUUGUAUAGUUGAGUCCAUUUUCCGGUUUGUCCGGAUCACAUGACACAUGUCUAUGGAUCUUUUAAAUCUUGGAUGGACGAGGAAAGGUAGACAAUGAGUGUAGCGCGACUGGUUACAAUUUGAGGCGUAAUUACUUCUGAUGGCGAUUGGGAAAGUCAAGUUGGAUUACACUGAUGUUACUGCUACAAACCCAGCUGCAUGAAGACUUAUACUAAUGUGGUGUGCCUCAAGGCCCAUGACCUCAGUGUGGUAUCUAUGGCACUAAGCAGCUAAAGAAGAAGUUUAAGCGCCAUCAGCGAAGGCAUGGAGGUUCAUUUGUCACUGAGAAGAUUAAAUGCCACAUUGCGGACUGCAAUGCUCAUUUUGAAAGGUGUUAUUAACUUUGAAUAUCAGGAACCCAAUUUGGAUAAGCGUAUCAAUUUAAGGACUACAACACCGUGGAGCUGUUGCGGCCUGCUGCUACCGUGUACUCGUGGCCCGUCACGGGAGCUACCUGGACCUGCUGCACCCCGUCAUGCUGUUCAUGCAGUGUGUGCAAGAAAAGCUCCGGCUCAGAUGACCAUUGCGUGGAGCAAAGGUCCCAAAGUCAUAAAGGCUCCCGUUUACAAAGUAAAGCGCGCAUGCCAUCACGGACCACAUCGACUGAAACAACAUGGAAGAUUGGAGCGGAAGGACAAAAUAGUUUUCCACUCAAGAAACUUGGAAGUUGUUCAGAAUCAGAAUGUCAUCAUCAUCAUCAUCAUCAACAGGGCAGCCGCACAUGCUUGUGUCCAUGUCCACCGACCCUAUCAAGAAGCACAAACACAAGGAGACACAUCACCAGGUGACCAAAGGGGAGCAGAGCCAACAUGAAGACAGGUCACUCAGAAUUAAUUUGUUCUUCUUCGUCGAUGAUUACAGGUCACUUGACACUCUUCUCCUCCUUUAUUAUGGUUUCAUAGUUUUGUACUGACAGCAGAACAAGUUAAGUGUCUAUCGACGGCCUCACCUGUGGGUCCAGUGGCAUGUUCUUAUAAUUUAUUUUCAAAUUACUUUGCUUAUGAGCUCUCACAGUACAUCAUCAGAGUGUUGGAUCAGGCAAUGGCAUGCUCCUUUAUGCCAUGAUAUUAUUACCUUGGGGCUGACAAAAGGCAUCACCAAGCAUACACUUGCC